AUGGCGGGGCCAAGCAAUUCACAAGCCCCGGCCAGACCAUGGGAUGCACCACCACCAACUACCCAGAGGCAGUAUAUCAGCCUCCGAGAUGCAAGGUCCAACCAAAAUUUUGACACUGCGAUCCAUGCUAUAAUCAAAAGAUAUUAUCCAAAUCCCUGGGGGAACAUAUGCAGAUCCCACAGAAUCACCAGUAUUUUGGUUCAACAAUGUAAAGCUGUCUUGGGACUGAGACGACGAUUUGAUGUUCAAGGUCGUCAAGUUGCAGGCAGGAGGCACAACUCGAAUCCCCCGUCAAACAGAUGGAGGUGUUUAAAAAGUGCUACAAAAAAAAAGGAGGACGACAAAUGGAGUUGUUCAAAGAUAGCAGAGGUUGCGCCGCCGACAAGGUGUUAUCUUAGUGAGAAAAGUGUACCUGUGGGGCUUUAUGAUGAUUUGCUGAUAAUAAAGGAUAGACUCAAAGGAUCAGAAUCAAAGCUUGAAGUCAUCCCAAUUGUGGGAAUUUGCGGCAUUGGCAAGACUACUUUGGUUGCAAAUGUCUAUAGUGAUAUGCUUAUUGAGUAUCACUUUGAUGCUCGUGCUUGGAUCACACUAUCUCAAGUUUAUAGUGUUCCAGACAUCCUGCUACAAGUUCUGAAUUUUUUGAGGAAGCUCAGUGAUAAAAUCCUUUACCAGAGUGAGGAUGAGCUUUCAGAGCAUGUCCAGAAAACUUUGUGUGGGAAAAGGUAUUUGAUUGUGAUGGAUGAUGUGUGCAGUACUAAGGCUUGCGAUGAUUUCAGAAGAUAUUUUCCAGACAACAAGAAUGGGAGUCUAAUCAUCCUGACGACAAGGCUAGCGAGGGUGGCUAUUUGUUAUGCCGGCUCUUCAAGUCGUCUCCAUUACAUGAAUCUUUUGUGUGAUCAGAAAAGCUGGGAGCUGCUUUGUGCAAAGACUUUUGGAGAGGAACGUUGUCCUGGUCAAUUGAUGGAAAUUGCGUUUGGAUGCAAAGGACUUCCACUAGCCAUUGUUGUCGUUGGCGGGCUUCUAUCCAAGGUCAAAAGAACACCAGGUGAAUGGGAAAAUGUGUUGCAUAAAUUGUGCUGCGCUGCAAAUGAAGAUGAAGAUGCUUGCUUUGACAUAUUGCUUUUAAGUUAUAAUCAUUUGCCACAACAUCUAAAAGCAUGUUUCCUCUAUAUGGGAGUCUUCCCACAAGAUACUAAAAUUUAUGUCUCCCAAGUCAUCAAGUUAUGGGUUACUGAGGGAUUUCUAAAACAAAACAGAAGUCAGAUUUGGUGGAGAGCUGAUAGUAUCCACUUACCAAUUCUUAGGCACCUCACUAUCGAGAACUGCCUUAGACUGGAAGCAGUGCCUUCUGGUAUUGGAGAAAUACCAAAGCUUCAAAGUAUCGAGUUGGAUAAGUCUAGCCCGUCUGCUGUGACUUCAGCAGAGGAAAUCCUAGAGGAACAACGGAUCUUGGGAAAUGAUAGCCUUCAUGUUCACAUCUAUCAAGUGGGAACCACCUUCUCAUGA
This is a messenger RNA of Sesamum indicum (sesame), 1506 nucleotides long. Lineage: Eukaryota; Viridiplantae; Streptophyta; Magnoliopsida; Lamiales; Pedaliaceae. The record is from RefSeq and is a predicted model, not a curated record.